This is a messenger RNA of Botrytis byssoidea, 449 nucleotides long. RefSeq lists its product as uncharacterized. The transcript is spliced from 2 exons. Bases 66 to 449 code for a protein of 127 amino acids. The record is from RefSeq and is a predicted model, not a curated record. Lineage: Eukaryota; Fungi; Ascomycota; Leotiomycetes; Helotiales; Sclerotiniaceae.
GGAUGAUACAGUGUCGUUGAAUACUUACUUACCAACCAAUUUAUACAGACACAAAAGCUGUAACGAUGUUGCUAGGGCAAAAUCUAGCAAGAAUUCUGAUCAAAACUCAUCACAUGACAUCCGUCAAAAAGAUUGAAAAGAUAACCAAAUCAGCGAAGAGAUUAGACUGUGCAGUAUUGUUAAAGACUGGAAGACCGCCCGGAGUUAUGCUUGCGGAAGGUGAAAUUGGGAAUGCAGAACAAUGGUUAGAUGUUGUGAAGAAUCUGAGGUACAAGAACUUCGAAUUGAUGAAAAAAGAAGAGGUAGAUGGGAGGAGGUUAGAUGUACCUGCUGGAAAGGUUAAGCAAAUGGAGAGUUUAAAGGAAUAUGGGAUAGAGGUUGGGAAAGACGAGGAAUUGAGAAAGUGGUGGAGGUUACACAUGGGCUUUAUGAAAGGAGAAGAUGAAUAA